Messenger RNA from Populus euphratica (Euphrates poplar), 1184 nucleotides. RefSeq lists its product as uncharacterized. The record is from RefSeq and is a predicted model, not a curated record. The transcript has 4 exons. NCBI's taxonomy places the organism in Eukaryota, Viridiplantae, Streptophyta, Magnoliopsida, Malpighiales, Salicaceae. The coding region runs from base 55 to 876 and encodes 273 amino acids.
CCUUCCAAGAGAGAAAGAAAGAUCAGAGAGAAACGCCGCAGAAAGAUCAUAGAAAUGUGCGACUUUAAUCUUCAAGAAUUCCAAAUCCCCGCAGCCAACAACUUAGAAGAUGAAUCCAUUGAUUUCUCUCUUCUCCGCCUUGACUCCUCUACCAACAACCACCACCACAGUACUCCUUGCACUACUUGUGGCUGCUCCGCCUCUUCCUCUUACAACAAACGCAGGUCUCCUGACCAUAACCCACAAGACCACCUCACAAAGAAACCCAAGAAACUGUUUGUUGAACCCCAUGAAACCACUACUACUAACGACAACAACAAUGCUCCUAAUUCUGUAUCGGGUUUCUCCAAGAUUCUCCAACCCAUUUGCAGUGCUGACCCUGUCCUCCUCCGCUGCUUUUCUGAUCCUUGUUCCCCGCCAAAUGUGGCCAACUUGGUAGCACAAUCGCCACCGGGGAGUUCCAAGAAGGGAAGUGCGUCUCUGCCUCCAAAGCCACCGUUGAGAAGAUCAGUGUCAGACCUUUCUCCUGACAAGAGCCUUUCAAGGUCUUCAAGUUCCAAUGGAGGUUCCAGUUUCAAGUGGCUGAAGAAGAUGAGGGAUAGCAUGAAGGAAAUAAAUCAAUGGUGGGACGAAAUUAUGCCCGACACUGAUGAAGUUUUUGCUGAGCCAUGUGAUUUUGAAGAAGAAGCUGAGAAAUUAGGCCCUGAAGAUAACCCUCCUGAUGCAACUGAAAAGAGUGAUUCAAUGAAAGAUUACGAAGAAUCUGUUUGUGUGGAGAAAUCUGGGGAUUGCUUCAUCGUUCACUUCAAGUGUCCCUGCGGCAAACGAUAUCAGAUCCUUCUCUCUAGAGGGAACUGUUACUACAAAAUCAUGUAGAAUGUGCAUCUGAUUCGCCUAAGAAGGCUGAUUCCAGAUUUUUUCAGGAUGAUUUUGUAGACAAGGCUAUGAUUCUGAUCCUGUGAUAAUUCUUCUUAGGUCAUAAUUUGGCCUUUUUGAUUGAUAUUGUUGAUAGUAUUCAUUUACUCUACAGUCUAAUUUUCUCUGGAUGAAUUACUUUUCAUCUGAGUGCGUUGUGUUUUUACAAAAUUGGAUAGAAAAUUAGUCUGUCAAGUUAGAAUCUGCAAAGAGACAUGGAAAACAGAUCCUGAAAGCACUUGUUGAGAUUCUUGUCUUCUGUUUCCUGG